AUGCUCCUCAGCCAGCUGACCACAGUUCUGAGCCUGCUCAGUGGAGCGUGCCUACCCACAGGCUUGGGGAGGCCUGGACCCCAGGGUUCCACCCCCCCGCCCUGGGCUGCCACAAAUCAGACCCGACCUCUGGGCCGAGGGGCCCAGGCCUCCCCAGGGCCAUCGUCUGCGCUCAGCAGCUGGAAGGCCUUCCUGGACCUGCAGAAAACCAGGCGCAUGGGGAGCGGUGGGCUGCAGCGCGAGCGGGAAGAGGCCAGCACCAUGACUCUCCCGCUGGACCCGCAGGAGGUAGCCCAGGAGAGGUGUAAGGCUGUGCCCUUCACGCAGGUGCUCACCCAGCCGGGGUGCACGCCUCUGCGCCUCCGUAACCGCCUCUGCAUGGGCCACUGCUCCUCGCUCUACGUCCCCGGUGCGGACCCCGCCCCGUUCGUCCUCUGCAACAGCUGUGCGCCCGCCCGAGGGCACUGGGUGCCCCUGUUCCUGUGGUGCCGGGCGGGCAGCCCCGCCUCCCGCCGGCGGGUGAAGACGUACACGGUGCUGGUCGAGAGGUGUCAGUGCAGCCCGAAGGCGUGAGCGAGCACACGGACCGGCACACAGACGCACGCACCUGGAGAGAUGCGGGAGUCAGAGAGACGCCGACCUGGGCCGUGUCCCCGGGUCAGAGAGACCAGGGAUGCAGGGAAAGCCAGAUGGGCCUCCCGCUCCUCCCCCGCUCCCACGAAUCCCCGAC
Molecule: messenger RNA, 730 nt
Organism: Pipistrellus kuhlii (Kuhl's pipistrelle)
Lineage: Eukaryota; Metazoa; Chordata; Mammalia; Chiroptera; Vespertilionidae
Gene: DAND5
Product: DAN domain BMP antagonist family member 5
Exons: 2
Coding region: 1-573 (190 amino acids)
Biological process (GO): signal transduction involved in regulation of gene expression; determination of heart left/right asymmetry
Molecular function (GO): morphogen activity
Source: RefSeq, a predicted model, not a curated record